Molecule: messenger RNA, 336 nt
Organism: Alternaria burnsii
Lineage: Eukaryota; Fungi; Ascomycota; Dothideomycetes; Pleosporales; Pleosporaceae
Exons: 3
Coding region: 1-336 (111 amino acids)
Source: RefSeq, a predicted model, not a curated record
AUGUCGGGAACUUGGGAUUGGGAACGAUGCACGAGCAACUGCCUCUCAUACACAGUCGCAAGCCCGGGUUUCUACGAUGAGCUGAGCUGUAUCGCCAGCGGCUUCUACUGCAUGUGCAGAGAAGUGCUGUGGAAUGAACGACUAGUCAAUGGCGAUGUUACAUCACUUGCGUGUAUCUCAGAGAAUGGCGCGGAGCCCGCGAAGAUAGGUUUCACCAUGAAUUCUCGGUACGUCCACGUCCAUGUCUCCACUGUCUACGAGCCCAAUGGAAGCAUCCACAUCCGCGUUUGUUCCCACAACUUCCUCGAUGCUUACGAUUACACGACCCUCGACUAG